Molecule: messenger RNA, 219 nt
Organism: Bursaphelenchus xylophilus (pine wood nematode)
Lineage: Eukaryota; Metazoa; Nematoda; Chromadorea; Rhabditida; Aphelenchoididae
Source: the annotation of a GenBank genome assembly
AUGGCAGCACCACGAGUUCGAGGAAAGCCCACUCGAGUUUCAGGCGAAGGAUGGCUUUCAUUCCUAACUGACCCAAAGAAGCGACAGGAUUCCCUUAUUGAAUUGUUCCACCUUCUCUUGGCCAUCCUUCUCUUUGUGUUCUUCGUCGUUGUUGGUCACAAAUCAGGAUUCAUCAAUUGGUAUCUUCGAGUGGUCCAUGAGAUUUUGGAGUCAACCUGA